Messenger RNA from Paramuricea clavata, 1389 nucleotides. The record is from the annotation of a GenBank genome assembly. Lineage: Eukaryota; Metazoa; Cnidaria; Anthozoa; Malacalcyonacea; Plexauridae.
AUGAAUUCAUGUAAAAAUUGUGGUGAAAUAACGAAAUAUGAUUGUAUUUCAUGUGUUAAAUAUGUAUGUUUACGUCCGCAAUGCUCUGUUGCUGAACCAAACGAAUAUGUACCUGGUUGGCAAGAAUUCAAGAGUGUUUCCUACUGUAUGUUUUGUAAACCUGACCUCGAACCUGAUCACUUUGACCAGGAUUCAAGUAACAAAGAAAGUGAUUACAGAGAAUCUAAAUGUUCAAGCAGUUCUACGACCUCUACCCCACGAUCACUAAGCCCGUUUAGUUUAAAUGGAAAUGGCGAGUCAGGAACAGAAGGUGAAACAAGCGAUAGUGACUCUGAUAGUCAAUCGGGCAGGAGUGUCAAACCUAUCAAACCUAGAAGGAAAUCUGGCAGAAAAGCGAUGUGGCAGGAUAGUCAGAUCACGGAUAUGGUGGACAUGAUUGUAAACGACGAUGAGCUGGUACGUAAACUUGUAUUUACCAAUGUGAAAAAAAGAAAAAAUAGCGAUGCUUACCAAAAAAUUUUGCCUAAGUUAAACCAGAAAUAUCAGGAUGCAUUUGGAAAAGAUUUCCCCUUUACAGUGCAACAGAUGAGGAAUAAAUUCAAAUGGUGCAUAAGCACUUGCAAGAAAAUUUGUCUAACAAUCAAAUCAGCAUCAGGAGUUAAAUGUUUCUUUGAGAGCAAAGGAUAUGGGAACUGGUUUAAUGUACUGUAUCCCCUCGUUAAGACAAGGGACUCUUGUAAACCAGAAAAUGCCAUAGAACCUUCUGCUAAACUUGAUGAUGGUAAAGAGGGUGGGUCUGAGGAUUCUGCUAGCAAGGUUUAUGGAGACAAGGAAAUGUUUGUGCCUGUGAAAAAAAAUUCUGCUAAGCGACCAAAAACUGAUGUUAUCGCCAGCUCUCUUGAAUUAUUGCAAAGUACAAUUAAGAAUGAUCCAACUAAAGAAUUGCUGCAAAUUCUCAAAGAUGACAUGCAGCAUUCAAGAGAGCAAGAAAUGAAGCAGUUCGACUUGUUGUGUGGUUUGAUACGAUCGAACCAAUGCCAGCAGGUGCCAUUCACUAGUAAUCCUUAUAGUAAUGCACAAGGUAUACAUGCACAACAACAGUCACAUAUGCCAUUUCCUCAACAUAAUGUCCAAGGUGUCUACCCCCCACAACAAUCUCACAUCCAAUUUCCUCAACGCACUGCUCAAAGUGUCUACCACCCACAACAAUCACCAUUGCCAUUUUCUCAACUUGAUGCUGAUCAUGUUUACCCUCCGCAACAAUCACACUUGCCAUUUUCUCAACCCAAUGCUCAAAGUGUCUAUCCCUCACAGCAGUCACACAUAUUGUUUCCUCAACCAACUUCUCGAGGCACACAUACAUUCCAAACUGUUACUAGCUACAUCUGA